AAAAAAGAAAAUGCGACCUAUCACCCAUUUUUGUUCGCAAAGUAAAUAUAUACUCUAUUCAAUGUGGCAAGUUUCAGUGUUAGGUUCAAAGCUUUACAUUUUAUGAUAAUUUUGAAAACAUGAAUAUAUAUAUACCUAUGCAUAUACGUGACAAAUUAUGUAUGUAAAUAUACCAUCGUAGAUACUUAAGUCUAUUGUCAAGAUAUGUAAAAGUUUGGUAGCGGAUUUUGUUCGCGAGUGUAUAUGCUAAUGUAUACACUAUACUCUCAUCGGCAUCAGCUCAUGUAUAUCAGUGCAAAAUCUGUUUGUGUAGAUAUAUUUUCUGUACAAAAUAGUUUGCAGAUACGAACAUAUCCGUCACAGAUUGACUUCGGCUAAAUCUAAGAUUUAUCUCGAAAAUUGUAUUCCACGUUUGAUCAUAUCGGUUCGUAAGAAUGAAGCGUAUGAAUCGAGAUGAAGGAUACGACUGUAGAGCGAAAUGAAAACGCAUUUGCGAUCGUGAUGAAGUCUGUACGAGGCAGUAAAUUUUCGCAGCAUCAUGGUUGAGAAAUCUACUUUACCUUUUUGUUCAGAGUAGUGAAGUCUCAUGCAGUCAUCUGUGAAUCAAUCCUCAAAAUAGCUGACACCUUUGAUUUCAAGCCGGCACUAAUAAGUACUUUUUUUGACAAAGUAUUUCUUUUUCAAUAUCACCACUCGCGCAAAAAUCAUAAUAUGUCAGUUUUGAAAGCGGUUCAUGUGGUGCAGUGCAUCUAUGAAGCUGUUUCUUCUAUAAUUAUCGUUCUCUAACAAUGUACUUGCUUAAACUUUACAUGCUCUACAUUGUGGACAGAAUAGUACAAUAACUUGAAUCAGCCGAAUGCUAGAAUGGCUGUCUCAAAGUUGUGCCCGAUUUUUAGCGUGCUCAUUUCGCUAUUGAUGCUAACGAGUACAGUAGCAGCACAAACUAACUCGUCAGAAUACUGUGUGAGUUCAAAUUCAAGUUAUGCACGGCAACUGACACUUGCCCCGGGGUUGACUGUAGCCUUCAAUCUAAAUGGUCCUUCAAUUGAUGUUUUGGCGACAAUAGAUCAGACGGUGGGCUGGCUUGGCGUGGGUUUUGCAGAAGUUCCCGGAUCCAUGAUCCCUGCCAAGGUUAUUAUAGGCACAGCGGAACCUAACACUGUUCAAGCGUAUGAAACCACAUCAAGAAACGGGGCCGGGGUGAAUCCAGCCACUUUUGACACUGUGACAUACGGCGCUUUCACUCAGGUCGAGGACAAAGCCGAGACAACAUUGUCCUUUACGGUUUCUCAGCGAACAGUCCCAGGCCUGGAGUCAGGUGCGGAGACGUACAUGGUGUUCGCCUAUGGAGCGGGGGAAUUUGGGUACCAUGGCACAAACAGGGGGUCAGUGACGGUGAAUCUGGUCACUUGUGAGGGAACCCUGACCGAAAAUACAACCUAUAGGAAAGCUCUAUUGGCCCAUGGCAUUCUGAUGGCUCUAGCCUGGCUGUUACUAACACCGAUUGCUAUCUUCUCAUCGGCAUUCAGACCUAUAUUCACUCAUUUUAAAGAUGAUACGGGUUUGUGGUGGUUCCAUAGUCAUGUCACUAUGAAUAUACUUGGCUUAAUGGCUUCAACUGUAGGAUUCGGGGUCUCCUUUUUACUGGUGUCGCAAAUCAAUUUCACCGAUAAACACCAUAUUUUAGGCCUAUGCGUGAUGAUAAUCGGUUGGAUUCAGCCGUUUAAUGCGCUGCUACGCCCGAGGCGAGUGACAACGUAUAAGCAGCAUAACGAUGCGCCUAAAAGUGUAUGGGAAUUCUACCAUAAGGGUGUGGGGUAUAUAGGAAUGGUACUGGCCAUGAUUAAUUGCAAAUUAGGCCUGGACCUGGCAUUCGCAAGUACAGGCUUGUUCAUAGCCUACGGUGUGUGCGUAGGAUUAUGGUUAGUUGCUUAUGUGACGUUGUAUAUCAAGUAUACAUUCUACUAUCAGCCAUUCGACAUGUCAGUACGAUACAACGAGAAGCCCCGAACAGACGAUGCGAGGUCGGAAAACUUCAAUCAGUCGCGGUCUGGGGAUUUGCACGAGAACUCGAGCAAGAGUAGAAAUACUGCUUCUAUCUGAAUGAUCUCCAUCGUAUACAUUACACUAUCAAUCAAGUAGUGAUAUACUUGUAUAUGCCAUUAAAAACAAAGUUAGUAAAUAAAUUUGAAGCCCAGUCGCA
This is a messenger RNA of Sphaeroforma arctica JP610, 2203 nucleotides long. RefSeq lists its product as hypothetical. NCBI's taxonomy places the organism in Eukaryota, Ichthyosporea, Ichthyophonida. The transcript is spliced from 2 exons. The record is from RefSeq and is a predicted model, not a curated record. Bases 865 to 2103 code for a protein of 412 amino acids.